Amoebophrya sp. A25 is the source of this 13176-nucleotide messenger RNA. Lineage: Eukaryota; Dinophyceae; Syndiniales; Amoebophryaceae. The record is from the annotation of a GenBank genome assembly.
AGCCGUGAUUUUUGUGACUAUGUGGAUGUUGAGGUAUACACUUUCACGCAUUGUUCUUAAGCCAAGAUGAGCAGAAAAAUGAGAGGACGGUGGGGCAACAUUACCCUCUUCUCGGGAGUGUAGCUUCCUGUGGAGGCGGGCGACGCAUUCCGUUCUCUUGCGGUUGGGUUGUACAGACGACUGCAUCUGGCAGACCCUGAAGGGGUCCGCGACGUCGUGUUCAACGAUACUAGCACAACAUCUUCUUCAUCCAUUGGCAGAUCCUGGCUUGCUGCAAGAUCUGACAAUGGAUUCAGCUGCCGAAAUGAAGGCGGAGUGCGGGACUGUCGUACAGCAGGGCCCACCUGCGACGUCACAUAUGAUCACGGGUAACAGCGAAGCUACCAGCUCGAGCAAUACGCCAUGGGCGGAUCUCUUCCGUCCUAUUCAAGGCGCAGGAGCAGUCGUUAUGUUUCUCACUUUUUAUUUGGAACUAAUACCGCUAUUAACUAGUAGCCAGCUGGUGCUAUAUGUUAUAACUUUAGUUAUCAAGAAUGUCGUGAAUGUCGAAUGAGUUGCUUCAACUGUUAGUGAUCCUAGUCCCUCUGUCUGGCAGAACAACCGGAGACUUCUUUCAACUCGACGACUCAAAUCCCUCCCUCUAACCAAUUAUACUCUUGCAAGCCCCUGGCGCGGGUAACCGGCAAGAAAGGCCCAAUAAGGAAGAGAGGGCGAGUAAACGGGCGACCAGGCUCACGCAGUAUUUGUCGCGCUUCAGGGCGACGAGCAGUUGGGUCUGCUAUCUUGUGCCUCGGUGCUGUUCGCGCGCUGCAUCGCGAUAGCAAGGACCAGGAGCGUGCAAUAACUUCGACGCAAGUUCCUGGGUCACCAGCAGUGCAAGAGCAUUUCGGUCCUGGAGCAGAAGUGACGCCAGAGACCACGCAGUUAGCCGCGCUUGGCGAGCAUGGUGAAGACCAUGGCAGCAAGCGCAACGCGGGUAUAACUUAGUGCUUUGAAGAAUUUAAGUUCUUGUGGGCUGAAAAUGAUGGUAAAGAUAUUGAUGCUACACUGAGUACAACUACCUUCCAUUUCCAAACCGGAUAAACCACAAAGAAAACCAAGACUUAGCGUAGUUAUCAGCAACAAAGAAUACCUGCUCGUCACAGGUAAACACAAAGACGUGAGCGUGGCUAGUCAAAUUAUCGCGGAUGCUGAGCAACAGGGUCGUGCAUCAGGAUCAGAAGUACCUGUCGACCACGCUGACACGCGGGACGACCAUCGAACCGCCAAGCAUGAAGAAGUAGAGCUUAGUAGUGCCGCCAAGGACGAUAGAGGCGAAGUGAGCACAGGUGUGCUUUUGUAAGUUAUGACUUUAUGAACAUCCUCUUCCGACAGAUGAAAAACAUUUAUUGAGACCUAACAUACAUUAUCUUCAAAUAAGUAAAAGUAGGCAAGUCCUUGCUCCUUCACAUCCUAAGUAAUACCCCAACCCCUUACUCCCCAACAGGUGGCAAAAAAGCCAAGAUUGGAAAAAAUGAAAAUGGGCAUCAAGAAAUGCCCCUACAUCAAAUUGCGGCGCCCUCAAGUGCGUCGGUGGUCCUAGGUACUUAUGUCAAUUCUUCUGCUACAAAUCAAGUGGUCUGCAGACAGUCGAUAAGGAUAAAGCUCGUGCGCGAAUUAUCUCUAUGGUAGAUUCUAUGGUGGCGCCAGUAGCUUGGGCAUCUCCUUGCUCUUGUCUAUGAGAAGAUGACGAUGAGAAUGAUUCGAUAUUCUUACUCUUUUACUUCUAUUGAAAGCGUAAAUCUUAUAUCUAAAUCUAAAUUAUAUAGUGCUGAGUCGAUGACAACAUGCUCACCCACGAACCAUUUUGGACACAAAAAAAAACAGAUACGCAUGGCGAGCGGCAGGCGAGACACGAAAGUCACAACACAACAAUAGAGGACGCCGCUAGAUACCAGAGUGAGGAAUAUCCCGAGGAAGAGCCAAUUAGCCCAAAACAAGGAUCCCGAGAAAAACGCCGCGAAUCAUAUGAGCUUCGGCAAUCCGUCAAAGAGCGCCACACCAGCGGAGGUAGUAACCCUUUACUUUGCAGUUAGUUUCCCUGUGGUCUCAUGGUCGUACAAAAUGAAGUAGAUUUUUUUCUCUCUAUUGUUUUUAUUUGGGUGCUUAAUAGUACUACUUGUUUCUUACUGUGAAGUAAACUUUUCUUAUUCAUCAGCGUGCGAUAGGGUCGGGGCGAACACUUAAUAUUUACCCACACAUUAUUACCCAGGUGCGCUUCGAUCUUCGCAUAGUGUCACUUUUAGUAGUGAGGCGUCUGGGUCCGGGACGGGUCGUGGGCUUGAUUAUGCUACAGACCUCGACAUCACCGUCGAAAGUGAUUUGGACUUGAUUCUGCUGGGCACUUCGGCAGCGAGUGGCUGGAUAAUAGCUGGACAGCUUAGCUCCAUCUGGCGCAGAAUAGUGGGCUUUUUUUCUAGCGUGUCCGCCCCGCCAGAGGCUGACGAUCUUGGGUCGUCCAGAGAUGACUUAUGAUGAGCUGAAGCUGUUGGAUUGUGGUCAUUGUCAUAGUGUAUCCAUAAUUGACGAAUCAAUACUGUGUAGUACUUUCGUGAGACUCCUGGUAGGAUCCCGAUACUCUACUUUAUGGAAGAUAGAAGUUCACCUUCACACUUUUGAAGGGGUGGGGUUUCUAGUAUUGAUCCGUUCCUGGCACCAUCCGUAGUCCAUUGGAAGCAUUGGCUUUGGCCCCGAAUAUGGUUUCAUCCCCUUUUUCAUGUUUCGUGGAGUUUACGGCGUUGCGACAUGGGCGAAGACUGUACUAUGCUGCGCCAAGAAACCAGUCCUCUCUGCUGGAGGUGGGGAGAGAGUGGUUCGCGAGUGUUGGCGCCUCGAAUGACAUCGAGAAGAUUAGGAGCAGCAAUCUUUGCGCCCAUGACUCGUCUUCACCUUCAAGUAGCAGUGAGCGUAAUGGCCAUCUGCGCAAGGUUUCAGUAACAGUACAUGACGCGGAAGUGCCAGAGGCUAGCUACUUCUGCGAGUGUCGAUACUCUACAGAUCGCAACUGGCAGUUCUACACGCUGGCGGCUGCUGGCAAUGGCGGGUCGCCGGCUUUUGAAUGCUGGAUUCAUGCCGUGGUAUAUAUUGCAAACGAUGGCGCCCAAAACGAUGGGACGUUUCUGGUGCGGUCGGAGCCGUAUCUUCGUACUGGUGAAGCAGGUGCGGGCGUGCCUUCUAUUAUUAUGGACAGCACAAAAAUGUACAGUAGAUUCCUACCUCGUGCAUAAAGCCAUGACCUCACUUCACAGACAAACUUGGAUCAGUGAGAAAGUUCUCCACCAAGCCAACUUAGCCUUCAUAUUUAUUCAUAACUUACUUGAUACAAGCCGCGAGUGAAGAAGCUGCUACGGUGAUGAUAGUCUUGUGCUGGGUGUUAUUGUUAUUGAAUAUCGCUCCGUUCAUCUUGAAGAGACUGACUGAGUAUACUAUUAACAGGCCAUCUUAGCAGGGGGCUUACUUUUACUAUGAGGAUAAUGAUAAAAAGCAUGCAGCAGGUGACUCAGAGUGAUCUAAUUUUUGCGGCUCAGCAUCGCCACAGCGCCAGCUGUUUUGCAAGAUGCUGCCGAAAUGGUUGAACAAGGAAAAAACACUACCCGCGCAAGCCGAGAACGAUUCCGAAUGCACGGCCGCAGCUUAUUUCGUGGAAAAAUGGAGAGCCAACGCCAGGCAGCACGAGAGUGCGGGUGGGUCCAUCGCCAUGACGACCCCUUUCUGCAAGCCAUUGAGUGCGGAAAUCGAUAGGGAACUGAGCCAGCAUACGGCGCUCUGCAUGGAUGCGAUGGCUAAAGUGAGCAACUCGAACCUCCUUGAGACGUUAACCGCGCCUGCUGCGGCAAAGGAGCAGGGACCACAUCAAAACGUCCUAACGUCGACUUGGGAGAGCAUUCGCGUACUGACGAAACAGGCACACAUUUUCCAUCGAGACAUCAAGGCAGAUAAUUUUCUCUCUACUGUCCCGCGAGCUCCUGACCAACCGCCCGUGGCGUGGAUAGCCAACGACAUGGGCCUUGCGUGCAGCACUUCGAGCGAGGUGCUAGGCGUGAAGAUGUGCGCAAGCGAAGAUGAAGCUGGUACGCCUGGCUACAUGUCCCCAGACCAUUUUUCUGCACGGAGUCAGCUGCCGGAAAAUGGUCGCGCUGCAAGGGGCGACUCCUUUAGCUGGUCAGUCAUGGUCGUCGAUGGCGCCAGGGCGCAGUGUGGAUAUGCUGGACAAGUAGCGGACGGGCUCGAUGCGCUGCUCGGGUUCAAUGCGGUGAUUUAUGGUGUCCCAUUUUUGUUUUCGCUGGUUUGUGGUUGAGGUGUACACUGUUUUCACUCAAGUACUAUGUAGUGCAUACUGUUACAUAUUCCAAGUUUUCACGUUCACGACUACAGAACAGGAGGUGGCCCUGGGUUGAGAUAUUCCAUCCUGCUAACAGGAUGACAUGGGAGUUGGCAAGUGAAAACUUCUAAGAUCAUGCCCUCUCUAACAAAUAGAUGCCGACGACCUGAACCGUUUUUCGCAGGAGAAGAAGACGAUAUGCGAACACUCGAUCUUGGUUAUGAAGUAACUACAGACUUACUGGCUCGGACCUACUUUCCAAGUAUAGUUAUAAUUUUUUUAUGAUUCAAUAAAACUAAUUCUAAUGGUUGUUGAGCAGUUCCUAAUUAUUCACUGUUGUUCAUGGACUUGGACGCGCGUCACACUAGCUCUAAGUAGAUGCGACCCACUGAACCAAUAUUAAUUCUGCGUCUGCUCUUCACCACGCAUCUUCGACGGAUUGCAUAAAAAAGAGCACCAGGCUUAUUAUAUUGAAAAUGUGGAUGCUCUCAUAUUCUUGAAGAUGUCUCGCGAAAGUGUAAAGUCUGCUCGCGCUGCCGGGAAGCUUUUGAACAACUUAUGGCGUAUGCACUCCUGGAAGUAGGUGCUAAUGUUCUCGUAUCUUAACAGCUACUUACUGUUACUCGCUCCUCGCUUCAAAGCGUUUCCUUUGGCUUUGGUAUUGAUUUGGGUGCAAGUUGUGUACGAAAACAAGCUGUCCACCCCCAAGCCCCAUAUAUAAGUCUACGGAAAUGGAUACUAUUACCGCCCACGCGCCCCCGGCGUAUACACGACCCGGGGCAGGGCGGGAUGGUCUUACAACGGCUGCGAGCUACAUAAAAUUCAGACGGCCUACCGGCGUGCUACGACCUACGUAAAGAGCAACGGGCUACGGAAUAAGCGAAGCAGCUACGUGCUAGAAGCUCCUGCAAUUUACAUGAACAAAAACACCGGCAGCACCUCGAAGCAGAUGAGCUGGCUCAAAUGGGUGAAGUCUAGCAAAUGGCCAAAGACAUUGCCAGGGAGUCAAGUCUAUGCGGGUAAAGCGUCGCGACUGAGGCGGCCAGAUCCUUUACCAAGGACCAAGCUGCUGCCCGCUAUAAUUAUAAGGCUGCGACCCCCUUUCGAUCUGCCUGCGGCGCCUUGUCUGUGAGCUGCGCCGGCUCAGGUCUGCACACUUUUGACCUGCCUGGGGAGUUUUACUCUUUGGGCUGCCUUAGGUUUCCUCUCCACAUGGCGCAGCUUUUUGGUGUUCCUGCCUACUUUUCAGCUGCUCCCGCUGCGCGGGUGCUAUUCGUAAGCCGACUCUGGUCUCUUAUUCAAAAAGCGCAGCGCUAUACGAUUGCGGCGGACUUUGACCAGCUUGAGGAAACCCACGCGUGACGUGAGCAGCCGGGCACCAAGCUCAGAACUUCUAGCCAAACCAGGCAGCGGCGCGAGGUUGCUGCUCAAUUUUGAGCAGCUUGGAGGGCCUUGCGUUACACUUUGGCCCAGCUCUCUUGGGUGUCUUACUCAAAUCGUGCAGCUUUAUCGGGCUGCUGUCUGCCUUUGACCUGCUUGAGGUCUUACCCUUUGACCCGGCUCAGGCCUCCGAUCCAAACUAGCGGCGAAAUUGAUUCUGCUUGAGGGCUGCAGUUUACUUUUGACCCCCUUGGACGGCUUUGCGCUACCCUUUGAGCAGUCUCGGAUCUUCUACCCAAAUGGCGCAGCUUUGAUUUUGAGAAAGAGUGCCGCGCGCGUCCACUUGUCACCUAUUUGAGAGGUGCCAUCCGUGAGCCGACUCAGGUCCCCUAUCCAAAAAACGCGCCCUGCCUUAGGGGGCUGCUGCUUGCUUGUGGCUUGCUCGCUCGGAAGGUCUUACCCUUUGGCCCAACUCUCAAGCGGGCAGAAAGGGGCGCCAAGAAGCGGGCAGAAAGGGGCGCCAAGAUCAGGGAGAAGCUGGCGGAAUACUGGGAGGCGCGCAAGAAUGAGGAGGACAUCGUGGCGGAGAUCUGUGAAGAGGAGAGGAAGGUGAAGCGGGGAGACUGGGCGGACAGAAUCAGGGACCUGGCGAGGGGGAUGAAGACAGAGCAGGCGAAGCGGCUUUAUAAAAGGCGAGACAGCACAAGGGCACAAGCAAGAGGAAGAAGGGAGCAAAUAGGACAGAGAUAAAGGCAACAGGAGGCGACGGGAGGGCCGAGGAAAUCGCCUGGACCGACAGGCGAGGAGAUGGCGGACGCCUUCCGACUGAGAAUAAGGGAGCACUGGAACAUAACGGAGGGAGAGGAAAAGGACACGGCGGAGAAGCUGCAGGAGGUGAACUGAAGGCGGGGGCGCAGGUACGUAGGCGCGUGGUCGGUGAAGAUCGGGGAGGAGCUGGCGAGCAGCUUAGAGGCCAUGGGGGCAGGCGGGACUGACAUGGAGGCGACAGCGAUAGAACAGGCGAACUAUGCGAAGGCCGCGGGGCCCGAUGGGCUCAUCGGGGAGCUGUUUAGGAUGGGCCUGAUAAACUGGGCGAAGAUUUUGAAGGAGAUCGAUUAGGCCAAGGGGGCAGGAGAGCGGCAGAGCGGCUGGGGCGCUUGGUUAUACAAGGGGAAGGGGGACAGGGGGGAGCGAGUCAGCCACAGACUUGCAGCGGCCUUGCAGGUGGCUCAUAAGAUUAUACGCAACGCGCACGGGAGGCAGCUCGAGAGCAUAAAAAGAGGAAGAGUGGGAAGAGUCAGGCAGCAUGGCUUCCAGGCCAGGAUGGGGCGUCGGGGUUAUCUUCAUCUGGAUGCGAAGGAGAUAGUCGAGGUGGAUGAGACGUCGGGCCCCACUCUGGCGCCGUGUGAUCUGAGUAAGGCUUUUGACCGAGUGAAGCGAGGCAAACUGUGGAGGACGGUGCUAGAGCUGGGGGGCGCCGGCUGAUUAUGUUGACAGGGUCAGGAGGCUACACGCGAGGGCCCGCAUUGUCUCGCAGUGGGGGAAGCAUAGGGUGGAAGAGGUAGGGACAGACUUAGGCGCAUGCCAAGGGCCUCCGGUAUCGCCUCACAGAUUCAUCAUCUACACCCGCGCGAUGAGUGAAGAGACCGAGGGGAAGUUGGAGGGUGAAGGGCUGAGGGGGUAGAGGUGGAGAAUGGGGGCAACAGCGGAGGAGGAGCCGCGGCAGGGGUGGGAAAACAGCAGAAGAACCUGCGCACCAAGAAAGCACCAGUUUGGAAAUCCCGCGCCGGAGGAGCGGCAGCCGAGGCGGGGAGUGGUAGUAGAGGCGCCGGGGGUAAAUGGUGCAAACAGGGACACCGAUUGGGGCUCUAGGUCUAGGCUGACGACCUACGCAGACGAUGCGAGCACCUGGGGGCACGGAGUGGAGAAGACAGCGAGCGAGGGCCGUGGAGAUCUUUGAGGAAGUGGGAGCGAGGUGCAGCAUGAUUGCGAACAAGAGCAAGACGGGGGCGCUUUCUUAUGCGGGAGAGGUUGACACCUGGAGAGGGGCGGGCGCUAAGUGAGAGACUUGGGAAUGCGUCGCACUCCUCAGCUGGGGCAGAUCUAACGCGGAGAAGUGGGAGGCUGGUGGGUGAUAUCGUAAACAUAUACGGGGCGAGACAGCCGGAGGCGACGGAGAGACUGAACAAGGCGAGGAAAAUAGGGCGGGCGGUCGGUCCGCUCUUGAGAGAUGAGGACGUCGAUCGGGUAGACCCUAGGACGCUAGUGGAGGCGCUGGUAGAUACCGCGCUGCUCUAUGGUUUAGACACGUCGAGGCCGUCUGGCCAUGACAUGGCGCAGCAAAUGCAGCAGCCGCAGGCCAAGCUUCUGCGCAUGGUGGCAGCGCCGGGAGACGACGGACAGGCGCGCUGGAGAAGCUUGGGCCAAGAGGGGGGAGGAGCUAGGGAAAGGACUGAGCAAGGAGCAAAGGGCAGAAGCCUACAGGCAGGUGGAAGAGGGGACACGAAUGAAGCAGGAUGAGGCGGACAGACGGGCCCCCCGCCGACAGUGAGAAGCAAAUGGGAGCGCCUGCGGCCUGGCUUCUCGCGGUGGUUGACCGGUACAGGGAGGAGAGGCGGGGGAGGUGCUUGGGCAGUGGGGUAGAGUUGAAGGCGAAUAGGGGGCCCAGCGUCAUGCCUGUGAGGGGGGUGAAACUGCAGGAGAGAGACAACAAGGAGAAAAACAUCGGGGAGAAGGGCAUGCAGAGAGUAAAGAAACACCUCCAGGGGAGAGACCCGGGGGGCACGAAGGGGAUGGAGGGGCUGCAGAGGAUCCAGGAAGGGCCUGAAGAUGGAGAGAAACUGGACAAGGAGCCGCGGGCAAAAACUUGGGUGAAAAGGUUGAAGGGGAGGAGCGCUGAAGCGAUGCUUCUCAGAUGCCCGCAGUCGAUACACUGGUAGGGGCUACGGGUACGGAAUGCGGCGACAGGGGUGCUACUUGACACCAGGAGAGGGGAAAAGCAGGCAAGGGACUGGGCAGCGGGUGAGCAUUGUGGCGGGGAGGGCCCCAAAGGGCCGCGGGGGCUCGUAGGGUGGGCAUUUGGUCAAGACUGUGAAGAACAAGAGGGGAGGAGGCCUGGAGACUUUUGGGGAAAAGGCAGCGCGGAAGAGGUUAGCGGAGUGGAAAUCAGUGAAGGGGGAAGACGGGCACAAGAAAGGAGAAGAGGAGGAAGGAGGGGAGGGCAACGGCAUGCGCAGGAUGUUCAGGGGGUUGCACCUCGAGGGAACGGGCGCCACGGCCGGGGGGAUCCUAGCUGCCUUGGAGGAAGCAAUAGACAGAGGAGGGCGCCUGGCCAUGGGAAGGGGCGGGGGCCUAGGUGUAUGACUGGGGUGAGGUGGAGGAGGUCCGGGACCUCGCCAGAGACUCCGCUUUCUGCAUGGAGGUGCAGGGAGAGGGAGAGAGAAGUGAGGCGCCUUGCCUCUGGCAAGUGAAAAGCUGCAAAGGCAGCGCGUCAGAAAUUAGAAGGCGUGGGAUGUGCCAGAAGAUCAGCGAUGGCAUGAGUGAGGCACGUGCGAACUGGCGAAAAGGGGCGAAGAGGGUUAGGAAGGCCGAGAAGAGGCGGGAGGCGUUUCACGGGGUGAAGCGGUUAAAGUGGGGCCCAGUGGUGCUGGCGUGCCCAUUUAGGGCGAAGGCAUGCCGGUGGCCGGAGGGGCCGCGGGCUCAAUCAAUGGCGUGAGGGGUGUAAAAAGACAGAGGGCGGGGAACUAUGGGCAGAGCACAAACGGGCGAAAGAGGUGAGGCAGAAGAGGAGAAAUGAAGAGGGAAAGAGAGAAAACAGGAAGGACCCAAGAGGGAACGCAAGCGAAAAAGAGACGAACAAGAGGGAGAGGAAGAGGGGCGCAAGCUCGAGCAAAAAAGGAGAAAGAGGGGCAAACAGCUGGAACAGGUGUUAGCGAAGGAGGGAAGUCAAGAGGGCGAGGAAAUGAGCAAGGAGGGAGAAAAGAGGGAGAAGGGCGGACCUGCCGCCGGAAGGACGGAGGCAAGUAAAAAGAGAAAAAGAGGGAAGAGCACGGAAGGAGAGGGGGAUGGGGUAAAGUGUAGAAGGCGAGGGCUUGCCCUUGGUGAAGGAGGGGACGGCGCCGGAAAUGGGACAAGCGGGGCGCGCAAGGGCCCGCCGGGUGAGGACAGUAAAGAAGAAACGCAGGGAGGAAAAAAGAGAAGGGGCGGCCACUGCUGAAAACGGGCCAGAAACAAAAGGAAAAGGGCACAAAGCGAAGAGGGGCAUGGCGGCCGACUCGGAGCGAGAGGGCGGAGCCGUGGUAAACAGAAAACAAAGGCCAGGAGAAGCCCGGAGAAACCCGCAAGGGAAAGCGGGGGAAAGAGGGGGGGGCUGCAAGUGCAUGAAAGGGCAAGCACGUAGGUACGGAGCUGAAGCGCAGCGGAGUGAAAAAGGAGGCCAAAGGGAAGAGACCCGAAGCCAAAAGCAGCCAAGGAGAUGAGGGCAAGCCCAGCCAAAGAGGAAAAAGGACCGACGGGACGAAAUGAGGCCAAUAGGGCUGAGAUAGAGGGGCCGCUUAAGGGGGGGCCCCCUGAUAGGGAAAGUCUAGGAGGCGGACGCCGGAGGCAGGCGCCGCACUUUCCUGGGGCCGCCCCCCGGGGGGUUGGCGGUUGCGGUUCCGCGCUUUCUUUGGGGGUCGAGUUGGGGUCUUUUAAUCUUUUGAAGGGGGGGACCCUCUUGAGGAUUAUGGAGACGCGGGAUAGAUGGGAUCUUGCCCCAGCCGUUCGCCGGGUGCAUCCAGUCAGGCCAUUCAAGGCAAUAUCUUCCAGCCAAGUCGUGAAGCUUUUUGGGCUUGUUGCUUUCUUUUGAAAGACUUGCUUGGAAGUCUUGCCCUUGCUUUGAGCUGUUUCAGGUCUUCGACCCAAAUUCAUGGCGCAACUGUAUGAGAGUGCUGCAGGCUUUUCAUCUGCUUGGGCGAUCUUGUCCGUGAACUGAAUCAGCCACCUUACCCAAAGCGUGCAGCUUUAUCCUUCGCGUUCGCGGCUGCUGCCUGCUCUUUUGGCCUCCUUGGAAGGUCUUACCUUGUGAGCUGUCUCAGGUCUUCCAUCUAAAUGGCGCAGCUUUGUCCUCGUGGGAAUGCUGUGCGUUUUUCAUCAGCUUGGGAGAUCCCAUCUGUGAGCUGGCUCGGAUCUUUAUCCAAAGCGCGCAGCUUUGUGAAGCUGCUGCCUACUCUUGGCUUGCUUGGGAGGUCUCUCCUACUUUACCCUUUGGCCUAACUCUCUCAGAUUUUCCAUCGAGGUCGCGGGGUUUUCUGAGAUUGCUGGCCCCUUUUGAGUGACCGCCCUGGAAGGCCUUGCCUUUGUUCUGAGCUGUAUCGCGUCUUCUAUCCGAAUUGAUUCAUGGCGCACCUUCAUGCGAAGGCCGUCCGCUUUUCACCUGCUUGGGGGGCCCCGUCCGUGACUUGACUCAUUUCCAAAGUGCGCAGCUUCAUGAGGUUGCCGCCCACGUUUGACCUGCUUGGAAGGUCUUGCCCUUUGGCCUUACUCUCGCUGGCCUCCUAUCCAGACCGCGGAGCUUCAUUUGGCUGCUGCAUGUUUUUGACCUGCUUGCAAGGUUCUGCGCUCUGGGCUGUCUGGGGGUGAGGCCAAAGCCUCACAGCUACAAACCGUCGCCGGCCUCUCUUGAGCGAGUAAAGGAGUUGCUUCAAAUUACCAAAAAAAGGCCGCCAGCUUUGGAGAUGCAUCGGGUUGCAAUUUUUACGGGAUAGGUUGUGUGGCGUGCGUAGUCAGGUCUUUUCGAUACAUUGGCGCACAGCGUAGCCCAUAGCUUUGGCAAGAAUUUGUGACAAAUAGCGCAAAGGGCUGACUGCAGUGCAGGGGCGACUUAUGUUUGUCGCAUGUUGUGCGCGUGGCGUGGUUUCUUACAUGUUCAGAGCUUCGGGCGCUGCCGAUAUACUUAGCAGGAGCAGAAUCAGGGAAAAGAUGCGCGCAAAGUCGCGGCAUUUUUACGACGUGAAGCGCAUACGUCUAGCCCGUGCGCCUUUCUCAUAAUUUCUGCGCAUCUCAAAAAAGUAGAACUUUUUUAGCCCACUCCGAAGCGCCCCGGUGUGAGUACAUCUCACUGGCACGCCUUUCCCAUGAUUUACGUGCAAGAUACAUGUCGCGCGAUAUAAAUCUCAGACGUAUACAUCUAGCCCGUGCACCUUUUCCAUGAUUCGCGUACAUUUGAAGCCGUGGGCCCCCUCUUGUUAUUUAGGUCUUGAAAUUGGUUUCGACGUACUACGACAUAGAAAAUUAUAGCAUUAAGAAGAAGCUCCUGCUUGUUGUGUAUACUAUGCAGCUGCAACCCCAUCCCCCAAUACUCCUCUUCAUUUUCGUGGAUCGCAAAGACAAUGGGGAAAAAACUGAAGGGCAAAGGCAGACACGCGCAAAAAUCAUGUCUAAAUGCUCUCUUAUCUCUGGAGAAUACGAUGCUGAUGCCCCUGAAGCGUGAAGGCCAUGGUCAUGCGGAGCCGAAACCGAUGCAAGCGAUCGAACUGGUGGCUAGCGCACUUUUGGGUGACCCAUGGAUCGAGACGAGCGAAGCCGAGCUGAAUAAGGAGUACGUGUGGGGAGUGGCGGAUGAAUCGACUGUGACUGUCGAAGGACGGUAUCUCCUGCAAGAGCUCCAUGAAAAUACACUGCGGGUCUCCGCCUGCGCUCCGCGAGUGGAGUAAGCAAAGUUUUUGGGAUCGUUUGUUUAUUUCCAUCCCACCUGUGGCGGUGGGUACUAGACGUGUAUACUUCUGAUAGAUAAACGGGGUAGUCAACUAUGCGACUCAAAAAAAUAAGAUGAUGAAGUUAAGAAUAAGAACAAUCUACUACAGGAAACUGUUGUAUUAGCAACUUAUCAAAGUAUUAUCAAAGUUCUUGAAAUUCAUGAUCGUGAAUUCGAUGAAAACGCAGGAAAAUGGAAGAACUACUAUUGAUUAUUUGCCUCAACAUAAAUUUUUUUCUUUGCGCAGUGAAUGAGUAAGUACGAAAAAUUGGAAAAGAAUGAAAACAAUAAGUAUCGUAUGGGUAUGAAGUUGAAGAAGAAAAAAAUAUACACAGCACGAAUCAGGAGAAGUAUAAAGAAACUCGCUUUACUUGCUUACUCACGAAAAAAACUAAAGAAAGCAAGUAGAAGUAUAGAUGGACUGUCGCAACAGCAUCUCUUACAUUUGUUUUUGAGAAAAAGUUCCAACGAUGAAAGUGAGCAGUUGAUGCAUUCUAUAGAUGAUGAAGAGCAAUAAAAUUAUGAAGCCUACUAGCACUGUCGAACUCGAAGGCUAUGCCAAGCACUAACUCCGCUGCAGCAUGCGUAAAGCAUUAAUGUUUCUUAAUUCGGAUUUGUUUUCUUGCGAAGUUAGUAGUGCGAGUUGUAGAAGUACGGCAACGGCAUGUAGUCGUGUUCAACUUCUUUGCACUCUCCUUUGUCU